AUGAACUGGUUUGUCAACUCAAAGUAUCAGGAGAUGCCUAUCUGCACUUACGAAAAACCCAGCCCGAGUAAAACCUGUAUUCUGAAUUUGGGUAAAGUACAGCCAGAUGACAGUGGGAGUUAUUUUUGCCAGGCAGUUAACCGAGGGGGAUGUACUUAUAAGGAACUGAAUCUUAUUGUCACUGGUGGUUACAGCACUACCACUGGCUCAAGUAAGUAAGGAAAUUCAGAGCCAAAUCUUUCAAUCUUUCUUUAUUUCACACUAUAUAAGGCAUUUACACAAGUGUACGUAGCUAGGAGAACGAUGUAGCUGUAAAUAUAUUGGAACUGACAAUAAUUUGUAUGCAAGUUAAGCGCUGUCACUUCCCUGGUUUCACCGCAAAAAACGCUGGUGGCCUUGUGGUUUUCAAUGAACAAAAACAAAAACAGAAAAAAGAACCACAGAGACUACAGAGACCUCAAUAUCGUACUAGGAUGGCCAUGUGAAUGUCACUUGAAUAGGUUAUUUAAAUAGUGGAAGGGUUUGAUGUCCAAAUUUUCACUACUCAGGUGUGACUAAUGUAUACACGCAAGUAAAGUGAAACAAACACAUAGCAUGAGUCGAUUAAAAAAAAAAAAAAAAACAAUGCUGUCGUUUAAUUGCACUGUAUAUGUAGCCCCCAUACAUGGUCUUAAGAUUCAAAUUAUCAACAGGGGUUAUAACCUGUUACACAUAGUUCCAAAAGUUACAGUGGAAUAAAAGAAUUAAACGGGACGUUACAUGAUGGACUUAGUAGCCGUUACAUAGGGGUUAUUAGCUGUACUGACGUAUUGUAAAUUAAUAUUUAGUGUAAUUCGCUGUUCCUAAAUCACCUCAUCUAUGGUUUACAGCGACAGAUGUGAGUUUUCCUUUGGCCACUAAGGAAAGUUUUUGUGGUUUGUGACAACCCUAUGACAUAUUUUUUUUUUCCAUCAUUUGGUUUAGAACAAACCUCCAAAACACCACAUUACGAAACAACCCUGGUGCCAGCAACAUCUGAGGCCCCAGCAACACAUAUGGUCUCACCAACUUCUGUGCAGGACCAAGCAACAACGGUUUCCCCAGUAACACCCAUAGUGCAAGCAACACGUGUUUUCCCAUCAACACCUGAGGAUGUCCAAGCAAGAAUAGUUUCCCCAGUAACACCCGAGGCACAAGCAACAAGUGAGAUUCAAUCAACAUCUGUGCAGGUCUCAGCAACAUCAGUUUCAUCAGUAACACCAGAGGUGCAAACAUCAGCUGUAAUCCUCUGCAAAAAUAAAGGUAAAUAUAAAUAG
Molecule: messenger RNA, 1295 nt
Organism: Porites lobata
Lineage: Eukaryota; Metazoa; Cnidaria; Anthozoa; Scleractinia; Poritidae
Source: the annotation of a GenBank genome assembly